GAGAAAACUUCCAUCUCUACCUUUAUUAGCUUUUCUUCUCUUAAAAAUUGCAUUGCUUUAACCCAGUAGCAUUUGGUCUAAGUAUCUAUUUGUAAGUGAGAGAUCGUCAUGGCCUCCCCAUCUCCACAAGCUGGUCUAGGGUUGUAGAACCUUGCUCUCUUCUUGCCUGGCUCUGUUUUUGUGCUUGGUUUCUUUCCCCUUCCUCUUCUUUUCGGUUCCUUGCUGUUUGUUUGGUGUUGUUUUCUUUCUCUUGUUGGGUUAUUAUGCUGUUUGGGGCUGCUCCGUCUCUCUUAAAUUAAUUAUUCAUUUCGACUAAAAAAAAGUUAGGGAUCGUGUAGUGAACUCGUUAUAGCAUAUUAAUUGUUGUAUUUGAUUAAAAAAAAUCAUAAAAACUUCAUUGCUUUAGGGUGUCGAUCGUUUUUUUCUUCUUCUUAUUAUAGGGCAAGAGAGCUAGUAAUGGCGGAUGUUGCAUUGGGUAUUGUAGUGGCUCUUGCUGUAGAUAAAAUAGCUGAAGUUGUGUUCAAUGGAGCUAAGACGAUGUACUUAAGCACGCUGCGUUUCAAUAGUUUUGUAAAGGAAUUCGAAUGUAGAGUAGAAUAUCUAGAAUUAGAGAUCGAAAAGGACCUGGUAGACGAUCAAAAUAGCAGGAACUUACAAAGGAUGGCACAGAAAGCAAGAGCGCUCCUCAAUAAGUGUCGAAGAGUUGGUAGGAGGAACCGCAUCACAAGAUCUUAUUACACUUGGAAGAUCCAUAAAUUAAUUAAAGAUCUUAAGAUUCAUGUAGAGAUCAUGAGGGGGAAGAUUCAGAGGGAGAUCUUGGAAUUGGUGAGGACCGCACGAAUUGGAAAGACUAACAUGCAAAGGGUAGAUUCUACGGAUGUUCAGAUUCUCAUCAUCAGACAAUUUCAAAUUGCAUGUUUUAAAUCUGAACUGGAUGUCCUUUUGAAGGCGAAUCCUCUUAAGGAUGAGCCAUCGAUUAAUCCAAAUGAUGUUGUAGAUUAUGAUGCUGAAACUGAAACUGAAGCGCCCUCCUUUCACGUUGGACUGGAUGUGCCGUUAAGGGAACUAAAGAGGAAGGUCUUUACUGAUGGAGUGUCAAGGCUCGUAGUAACUGGUAAUCGAAGAUGCGGUAAAACCGAAUUGGUAAAGCAGUUUUGUCAAGAUGACGAAAUCCAAGAUAAAUUCAAAGGGAAUAUCUUUUUCGUGACGGUUUCAAAACGACCAAAUUUGGACUACAUUAUACACCAAUUAUAUCAACAAAUGGGUUCUGAGGCUAGUACUUUCCAUAACAAUGUAAGUGAAGUUAAGUGGCUAGAACAAUUCAUAAGGGAAGCGGGGCAAAAUCCUUUGUUGUUGGUUUUGGAUGAUGUUUGGUCUGGAUCAGAGUCACUACUUCAGAAGCUUGAUGAAUUCAUUGAAUUGAAUAAAGUUUCAAAUUACAAGCUGUUGGUGACCUCAAGAACUGAAUUUCCUAGGUUUGGUUCUUCAUAUAAUUUGAUGUUAUCAAAUAUUGAAGACGCCAUGGACCUUGUUCCUCUGAAAUGGCUCGCCACUCGGACUAUAGCUAAUUCUGUAGUCCCAAGGAUGGAGAGGAGAGAGGUCUUGGCUGUUGAUGACUUGCGUGUGGAAUUUAAAGCUGAGAUUGAGGAAGUCAAGAGAGACCACACAAAUAUCAGCCAACGGAACCAAGGACUUGUCACCCUCAUACAAUGUAAAGAUGAGAAGGGCCCGGAGCGCACAGAAGAAAAUAGAUGGCAUGGCAUGGACGUUGAUACCGUCAUUGAAGACUUCAAGCUUACACCAGAACUUCAAAUACUAGCAACAGAUCUGGUGCAACAAAAAAUGAGGCAGUUUCGUGCAUGGAUCGCUGAUCCAGACGAUGGACGCCGCGACUUAAAGGUCUUUGUAGCUUCAAAGAAAUGGUUCAAAGACUUGAUGAUCCCAGGUGUGUGGUUGACUGACACGCAUGUAGAUGCAUUUUUGUACUUCGUCCGCAAUAAUCCACAUUAUCAUCCCCAAUCUUUGACUCAUUCUUGCACAGUUCUGGAUACUGUGUUCUGGAGUUGGAUGACUGGGCGAUGGACUGCUUUCCAGAAUAAUACCACCUCCUAUGAGUGGGAUUCAGAUAUUUUGGACUACCCCCUUGGCAAGUCGCCUCAGUUCACUCGACAAUGGAGCGAAGUUGAUUAUUUGUACAUUCCGGUAAACAUUAGCGACCAACACUGGGUAGCUGUACGUGUAGAUUUGAUGCGUCGGAAGUUCACCAUAUACGACUCGAUGCAAUCAGCGUCUCGAGAUGAGUUCAUCUGUGACUUGCUGAAUCCCCUUGCGACGAUGUUCCCAUCAUUGCUUAUCCAGUCGGGGUUUUAUGAAAUGAGGCCUGAGUUAUCCCCUCUGAAUACACCGUUUCAGGUUGUGCGUCAAGCAGAAAGUAUCCCACAACAGUCGGAAAGCGGAGAUUGUGGAGUGUUCAUGCUUAAAUUUGUGGAGUAUCUGAGCUCCGGGCAGCAAUUAAUAUGCUUCAAAGACAAAGACAUACCAGCAUUUAGGGAGCGAAUGGCCUUCCGUUUGUUUGCCAUGAGUCAUGACAUCGGUGGCAACAAUGCACCUGUGUCAUAGAAGUGUAUUAUCAGCAUUGCAUUUCUCACUCGUUUACAUCUAUGAGUCUUAGAAGCUGAUCACCUUCUACUUUCAUUGUAAGGGGAAGAAAAAUAAAAAAAUUCAGUUAGAUCUAGUGGCAUCUCCCUUCUAUUAGUGUAAUGUACGGUAUUUAAUUUAUGGACUUGUAGUUAGUUUGGCGAGAGAUUCUGUGCUCACUUAUAUUCUUAUAGACAUUACAUCUUAAUCUUAUUUAGUUGGUGGGAUGAGCCCAGAGCCCCCACCUUCUAUAGUUUUGUAAUAGCUAUACUACUAGAGCGUUUAAGUUUGUGUGAUAAAAAUUCAAGGAAAUACUGGUUUUUAGUCCCUGUAAUUAUCAACGAUGUGUCAAGCAGCGUAUUCACUGUUCCAUUGUCCUGGCCGUGAAUGAGCUUUUCAC
Molecule: messenger RNA, 3037 nt
Organism: Argentina anserina (silverweed cinquefoil)
Lineage: Eukaryota; Viridiplantae; Streptophyta; Magnoliopsida; Rosales; Rosaceae
Exons: 9
Coding region: 457-2619 (720 amino acids)
Biological process (GO): defense response to fungus; proteolysis
Molecular function (GO): ADP binding; cysteine-type peptidase activity
Source: RefSeq, a predicted model, not a curated record